Lepisosteus oculatus (spotted gar) is the source of this 4078-nucleotide messenger RNA. RefSeq names its product NACHT, LRR and PYD domains-containing protein 3-like. The record is from RefSeq and is a predicted model, not a curated record. NCBI's taxonomy places the organism in Eukaryota, Metazoa, Chordata, Actinopteri, Semionotiformes, Lepisosteidae. Gene Ontology annotation, molecular function: protein binding. Gene Ontology annotation, biological process: intracellular signal transduction.
AACGAAGGAUAUCGUACAAUGCAAACGUACUUUAAAACAGCCGCUACAUGGAUAGGAAGCAGCAUUGCCCAGUUCCUGAAACUGUUAAGUGAAGAAAUGGUGUGUGAGGAACAACCUGAGUUUUUCGCUCAUGAAUCAACACAGAUUUAAGGAUGGCUUGUGCCUCUCAAGACGGUGAAAGAAAUUAAGGAUUUGCAGUGUGGCUUUGCAUUGGAAACCUGGUAACAAACAGAAGUCAAAGUACACCCAGAAUGGAGAACGGAGAGGAGAAGCCGUGGUGUGAGCCAGCCUUGAGGAACAUGGCCAGGGCUGAUGGAGGUUCCACCCAGGUUGUGCCAGUGAUUGUGGGCUCCAACAAUACCAUCCAGCUCCCAGUCACCUUCAACACAGCUCAGAGUGGACCUGCACUGCAGAAAGAAAUGUCUAUAUCCCACCUGAAGUCCAUUCACCAGGAAGAGCUGCAAAGGAGGUAUUCCACUCUGUUUGAGUAUGCCUCCCGGCUGGGUGGACAGAGGGCCUCCACCAAUAAGAACUUCACACAUCCCUGGCUGACGGAGGGAGUUUUGGGCCCUGCUGGCCAUACCCACGAAGUUCUAGAAGCUUUUCACGGUUUUAAUGAGAGAGCUGAAGGCAAGACCAUUCAACUAGCUGACAUCUUCAAUGCAACUCCAACAGAACAACUGGGGACUUGCAGGCCACGAGUUGUGGUUACCAGGGGGAUCGCUGGAAUAGGUAAAACUGCCUGUACCAACUGGCUUAUCCACAGCUGGGUCAGUGGGUCUUCCCUCACUCAGUUUGACUUCAUUUUCCCUCUGCCUUUCCGGGAGCUCAGCUUGUUGCCAGCAGGGCAUUUAUAUAACCUCACAAGUCUGCUUCACAGUUACUACCCUUACCUGGACUGUUUUGAGCAGAUUCUCACUUCUCCUAGUAGGUGUCUAUUUAUUUUCGAUGGACUGGACGAAUGCCAGUUCUCCCUGGAUUUCACUUCUUGUCCAGAACACUGCUCUUUUUCAGAGCCCGCCCUACCUGUCUGUCUGGUUGUCAAUUUAAUACGUGGACAUCUUUUGCCAUGUGCCUCAGUCUGGAUCACCAGCAGACCAGCAGCCUUAGCCUGCCUCCCUGUCCAUUGCAUUGACCGCAUGACAGAAAUACAAGGCUUUCUGGACUGGCAGAAAAAAGAGUUUUUCUGCAGAAGGCUAGGAAGCUGUGGGAUGGACAUUGUUGCUCAGCUGAAGAAGCAACGGACCUUAUACAACAUGUGCUACAUUCCAGCAUUCUGCUGGCUGGUGGCUAUUAUUUUGGAGCGUUCUCCGGUGAUGAUUGAAGAAAAAUGCAUGCCUCAAAAUCUGACAGAAGUCUACACCAAAUUCUUUAUGUUGGCUGUGGUUUAUCAACAUCACAGAGGCCAUGGGAGUCAGCGAUCUGUCGAGGAUGCUAAUGAAGUCUUGAGGUCCAACAGUGCCACAAUCCAAAACUUAUCCAGAUUGGCUUACGAUGGCCUCAUAGUGCAAAAGUUAGUUUUUUCCCGGCAGGACUUGAAGGAGUAUAACUUGGAGAGGUUACAACUCUAUCAGGGACUGAUCAGUGAGUUUGUUGCAGAGGACAAUGGACCAUUUUGUCGAAAAGCCCAUAGCUUUGUGCACUUGACAGUGCAGGAAUACUUUGCUGCUUUGUUUGUGUUGAUCUCUUGCUCUGUCCCAAACAAGAGCUCUCUCUUCUCUCUCCAGAUAGAAUGUUUUGGAAGCGGUUGUCCGCAGGCGCUCUUCAUUGCUUUCAAAAAGGCCUGUCAGGAAGCCAUCAAGAGCUCUUCGGGACACCUGGAUCUAUUUCUGCGUUUUCUCUGUGGGCUCGCGUUGGAGUGUAACCAGCGUUUACUUCAAGGAUUACUGGGAAAGGUUAAGGAGAAACAUGAUGUUACUCCACAAAUGGUUAAGUACAUUCACAAGAUCCUGGAAACAGACCUAUCUCCAGAUCGAUGCCUGAAUCUUCUGUAUUGUCUCAAAGAGUUGAGAGAUAAUUCUUUGGUGCAGAAGAUAAAAGAUCUUUUGGCUACUGGGUCUUUAUCCUCAUGCUCUCUGUCCUCAGCAGAGUAUUCAGCCUUGGCUUUUGUAUUGGAAACUUCAGAUGAUAAUUUGGAUGUGUUCAAGCUGAAUCCAUAUAUAUCUGUUCCUGAUGGGCUAAGAAGACUCUCCCCUGUUGCCAAGCUGUACAGAAGACUUGAGCUUUUAAGAGGCACCAUAAAUCAAGAAGCAGCUGAAUGCAUUUACAACAUCCUGAGCUCAUUCAAGACACAAGUAACCGAAUUAAGCUUCAGAUACAUACAUCUCGAUGAUUCUGUGUGGGAGAAGCUGUGGACUGCUUUGAAAAGUCCCAACUGUAAGGUGAAAACCCUCAGCCUGAAAAACUGCAAACUUCAGCCUCGUCAUUUUAAAGAAAUUGGGAAACUUCUCACAAACUCCCCCAUAAAUGAGCUGGAUCUGAACUUCAAUUACGGGGGAGAUCUGGGAGUGAAACAACUGAUGGAAGGACUCAACAGUGCAACAUGCAGUGUCAGUAAGCUCAGGAUCGCUGGUAAUGAUCUGUCAGAUGAAUGCUGCAAGGACCUCCUCACUUUUCUCACCUCUAAGCAAUCCAGAGUGCAUCUUUGUCUGAAUGACAAUAGAAACAUAGCCACAGGACUGCCCUUCCUGUUCUCUGGAUUAAGCCAUCCUAACUGCCAGUUGAAAGAGCUGCACCUGCAGAUUUGUGGAAUUACAGCCAAGUGCUGUGAGGAACUGGCUGCCAAUCUGCACUCCAACCGGUCCCUCACAAAGCUCUUUCUGCAAAGGAACUACCUGGAAGACAGAGGUGUGGAGCAGCUCUGCAGCGCACUCCAGCAGCCAUAUUCAGUACUGCACACGCUGCAGCUGGAGGGGUGCAGACUCACCAGCAGGUGCUGUGGGCCCCUGGCUGCGGUGCUGGAGACCAGCCGUUCCCUAAGCAAGCUGAGUCUGGGCUGGAAUGAGCUGGGGGACGACGGGAUGAAGGUGCUGUGUCGGGGCUUGCAGGCGCCCGGCUGUGUGCUACAGACACUGGAGUUGGAAAGCUGUGAGUUGACAGCUGGCUGCUGUAAGAACUUGGCCCAGGUCCUCUCCUCCAAUCUGUCUCUGACUACUCUGAUCCUGACUGACAAUGAUCUUGAAGACAAGGGUGUGGCCUUGCUGAGCCUCGGACUGAGACAGCCCAGCUGUGCCCUUCAGACCCUUGUACUGCAGGAAAACAGACUGAAAGGAGCCUGCUGUAAAGACCUGCGACAAGCUCUCACCAGCAGCUCCUCUCUGAUCACUUUGGACUUGUCAAUGAAUCUCCUGACUGACCAGUCAGUUACUGAACUCCAAGGCCUCGCCAAACACUGUUUGAGCCUUUGUACAAUAGAGCUAAGGUUAAAUAAAUUCAGUUGCCAAGGUAAGAGGAAGCUGAAAUCCCUGGAGUGUGGACUCAAAGCAUCUAUCAACUUAUAACUCAGAAACAGCUAGUGUUAAAGGGCUAAAUUAUUCAAUACAUAGAUAUAAGCACAAUCCCUGAUCUGAGACUGAAGAUCUUGAUGCUAUAACUCCAAAGAAGACGAAGUAGGAGAAUGUACAUCCUGGCAUAUCAAGACACUUCAUUGUGUGUCUGGAGGACCUUUUAAGGGAAUGGUUUUCUUCACAGAUGACUUUUAAAAAAAAACAUUGUCAUAAUUCAUAAUGCUUAUUUUCAUACCAAUCCAAUUUGGAAUGCUAAUUGUUAAUACAACGCUUGUACAUAUCCAAGGAGAAUAAGAACUGUAUGCUAUCCUUCAACUUGCAGUGUUGAGCCAGUCACCAUUUUACACACUGCAAACAAACAGUGCUUUACAGAUCUGUUGUUGGAUUGCUGUCUCUGAUAUUACUGCAAGCUCAUAGCCACCUAGCAAGUUACAGGCAGAAAAUGAUGGUCAUCCCAAGCCCACUUACCCCAGCAGUGCUUGGCCAAUGGUUUUGUUGCAUGUUGCCAGCAGUCAUAUCACCCUGCAACUCACAACUAGCAGCCCACUGAAGCUGUGUGAGCCUGGUCAGUA